UGGACGCGUCAUUUCCAAGUCGUCGCCAUCGUCGCUGCAGCGCCAUGGUAGUACGAUCGACAGCCGCCUUUCUUCUUGUCGCCGCCGUCGCCCACAGCACGGCGGGUCUUGACAUCGGCGACAACACGCAGCCGACCAAGUCGGGUGUCCCGACGUGGGUCGAUGUCAACACGCCUGCCGAGGUCUACAACAAGACGAGCUCCCGCGGCGACGCGUGGCAGCUCGUCAUGAGCGACGAAUUCGAGCUCGACGGGCGCAACUUUAGCGCCGGCUACGACCAUCUCUGGACCGCGCUCGACAUUCCCGAUGGCGUCAACCGCGCCAUUGAGAUUUACACACCCAAGAACGCGCUGACCGAGAACGGGUCGUUCCAUAUUCGCAUCGACUCUGGCGAAGUCGACAUCGCGUACUACAACGUGUGGGCCAACAUCCCUGGCUGGACAAAGAAGAAAAUGUAUUACUCGGCGGCAAUGGUGCAGACGUGGAACAAGUUUUGCAUCCAAGGCGGCUUUGUCGAAGUCGCAGCCAAGCUCCCGGGCGCGCUAAACAAGGAGUCGAUGAACCCGCAUGUCCAAGGCAAGCUCUGGACGCCCCAAGGCAUGAAGCCCAUCAAGCCCGCCGACAAGAUCCCGGACAUUCGGUUCUACCCAACGUGGCCAGGCAUCUGGCUCAUGGGCAACCUCGGGCGCGCACUCUUUGCGGCGUCGACCAACAAGAUGUGGCCCUGGACGUACAACGAGUGCACGGAGCUCUCGCGCAAGAACCAGCGCAUCUCGGCAUGCAACAGAACCCUGGCUUUGGGCUUCACCCGAACCAAGGCCGCGGCGCGCCGGAGAUCGACAUUCUCGAAGGCGAUUGCACCGGGCAUGCCGGACGAGUACCGGCUCACGACUCCCGUGUUGGCGCUCGAAGCCUCGACCAACGUCGACCCUCAGGGGCGAAAGGGUGUCGGCCACGUCUUUUGCUACUACGACAAGAACUGCCUCACGCCCGGGGCCAACAUGGCCGACGUGUCAACGGCCGCGUUUGCGUCGCGCGGCCACAAGUCGUGGUACCAUGGUCUCCGAUACGCUGCCAACGACAGGUGCUCGCCCGACCCGAAGCUUGUCCAGCAGUACGAGUCGGUCGCCAAGGCCCAGAACGGCACGAUCAUUGACAACCAGUGGGACAUCAAAACCAUUAGCUCGGGCAAGGACCUCCACGCCGACUUGAGCUUGAUUGAUGGCAAGGGCCCGCUGCAUUGGGGUAUCAAUUACAAGGGCACGUGCUUCCCGAUCGCGAACGGGUACAAGGGUGGCUUCCUCUGCGACCGCGACAGCAUGAACCCGAAAUGCGACAACCCGCGCAAGGCGCACGAGCAGGAGACCAUGAUGAUGGAGCCGUUCGAGUACCAAAUGGAUGCGAUCUCGUCCAACUGGGACAUCAACUACGAAGCGUACACGACCUACUACAAGUACCAGCUCGAGUGGGUCAUGGGCGACGAUGGCUACGUGCGCUGGGCCCUCGACGGCGCGCCGAUUUUCGAGAUCCCGGCGUCGUCGAUGACCAACCCGCCCCAAGGCGGGAAGGAACCCAACCCGAAGAAGAUCAUGAUUGAAGAGCCGAGCUACAUUCUCUUCAACGUGGCGAUGGCGUCGGCCUGGGGCGCGACGCCGCCCAACUGGCAGGUGGGUCCGUGCCGCGGCAACGCCUCAAUCCCGACGCCUGGCUCGGACGAGUUCAAGAUGUCCAACAACAUCUGCGACUCGUUCCCCAUGUACUUGUCGAUCGACUACAUCCGCGUCUGGCAAGACGCGUCUCGCAUGAGCUACGGCUGUGAUCCCGCGACCCAUCCCACCAAGGAAUUUAUCAAGGCGCACAUCACCAACUACACGGACCCCCUCAACUUGGAUCUUCCGGUCGCGGGCGGCGCAUCGUGCAAGUCGGCUGACGACUGCACCGUCACGACGAGCCUUACGGGUGCGUGUGUCAAGAGCCGCUGCGAGUGCAUGCACGGGUGGACGGGCCCUCGCUGCACCAAAUACGACCUGAAAGACGCCUCGUUCGGUCCGUCCAUGGCGCUGUCCGUGGGCCUUGUCGCCUUUGCCGUCGCCGCGUCUGUCGGCGCGUUCGUUCUGCGCCAAAAGCAGCGCCGAACGCUCGAGAAGACUCUCGAAGUGUUCCGCGACCAGCGCAAGAGCCAGCUCUCGGCGCGGCAAUCCGAUAUCAUUGACAACACACCUUAGCCAACGUGACGACGACGACGACGACACGGACCGCACGCACUCUCUCCUAUCGUAGCCGCAGCCCAGUUUACCCUAAUCUAUGGUCGU
Molecule: messenger RNA, 2312 nt
Organism: Saprolegnia parasitica CBS 223.65
Lineage: Eukaryota; Oomycota; Saprolegniomycetes; Saprolegniales; Saprolegniaceae
Exons: 7
Coding region: 45-2225 (726 amino acids)
Biological process (GO): (1->6)-beta-D-glucan biosynthetic process
Cellular component (GO): endoplasmic reticulum membrane; plasma membrane
Molecular function (GO): glucosidase activity
Source: RefSeq, a predicted model, not a curated record